Molecule: messenger RNA, 1788 nt
Organism: Labrus bergylta (ballan wrasse)
Lineage: Eukaryota; Metazoa; Chordata; Actinopteri; Labriformes; Labridae
Gene: nipa1
Product: NIPA magnesium transporter 1
Biological process (GO): magnesium ion transport
Cellular component (GO): membrane
Molecular function (GO): magnesium ion transmembrane transporter activity
Source: RefSeq, a predicted model, not a curated record
GCUUCCUAAUCAUAAAGUUGGGCUAGUAGACCUUCUGUCGCUCGAUAUUUAAACCCAAAAUAAAAAGUCACUGUAAUGACAACUGAGUCCCAAAGUGGUGCUCCGCUGCCCGUUGCUGGAAUAGUGAUAGCAGUAGUAUCAAGUUUCAUCAAUGGGUCGACAUUUGUGCUUCAAAAGAAGGGAAUUUUACGCUCUCGGGACAGAGGAGGGUCGUACCUAACAGAUGUGGUGUGGUGGAGUGGCACAGUGUCCAUGAUUGUUGGUCAAAUUGGGAAUUUCCUGGCGUACAAUGUGGCCCCUGCUGUGAUAGUGACACCUCUAGGAGCCCUGGGAGUUUUAUUUGGGGCUGUGCUGGCUUCUCAGAUCUUGAAGGAGCAUUUAAACAUCCUGGGGAAGCUUGGCUGUGUGUUAUGUUGCUGUGGCUCUGUUAUGCUCAUCAUUCAUGCACCUAAAGCAGAGACUGUAACAACAAGACUGGAAUUAGAGGAGAGGCUUUCAGACCCAGUUUUUGUACUCUAUGCCCUCCUGGUGGUCCUCCUGUUGGUCAUACUAAUUGUGUGGAUUGCUCCAGCAUAUGGCAAAUCAAACGUCAUGGUGUAUGUCGCUAUAUGUUCCCUCUUGGGAAGCUUCACAGUCCCAAGCAGCAAAGGACUUGGCCUGGCGGCACAGGACGUUUUUGGAGAUGCACCCCCGAGCAGCGAUGCUCUGGCUCUCUUCCUCGGCCUCCUGGCGACGUUGGCCGUCAGCAUUCUCAUACAGUUCUUCUUCAUCAACAAGGCCCUGGAAAGUUUCAGCUCCAACAUGUUUGAGGCCAUAUACUACGUGACGUUCACUUCCACUGUGAUUCUGGCUUCGGCUCUUCUUUUCAAGGAGUGGACGGCUCUCACUAUGAUGGACAGCCUCGCCAUGCUGUGUGGUCUGACAACAGUGUGUGUCGGAGUCGUUUUACUCCGUAUUUCUCAAGAGGCUUUGAUCACUUGGAAGACGAAGACAGACUAAUUUAAAUAUAUUUACAGGACUUUAUACUACUGCUUGAUUACAGUACAGAGUGUACACUUGCUUUGUUCUACACAGACUACAAAGUAAAUGACCAAAGCUUUGGUUUAUUUCAUACUAAUUUAAUUUAACAUUUUACUUGAAUCAUUUCACUGUUUCUUGUGAAACAGUUUUUAGUUAUUAUGUAACCUACAAAUACAAAUAAUUUAUAAAAAAGUAUAAUAAAAUACAUUCCUCUUUUGGCAAAAGUAUUUUUUGUCGAUUGUAUGAUUAACAAAAGCCGUUUUAACAUGUGCACUCUGUGAGUUACAGGAAGACUGCUCCUGAAAUGCUCCUGAUUUGAUUGUUCACACAUGAACCUUGCAGCGGGAGACUAUCCCAGAUGGGAAUGGAAUUUUUAUAUUUAAAUGCGAAAUAAUUAAAUUUCAAACAUGGGAUUAGAAAUGGGAUAAAUCGUAAUUAACUUUUGAAAUUUUUCUAUUAAUCACAAAAUGUUCUUCUAUUAAAAAAUACAGUUUUUUGAGUUAAAUUACGUCUGCCUACGGUAGAUUUUUACUGAAGGAUAAGGAGAUGUCUGACUGUAAGGUGUUAAACUUAAUAACUAUGUGCACAGACCUUCAUUUCAUCCACUCAUUUAAAAGUUGCUCCACAGAAACACAAAAAUUAACACAAAUAACAUGUGUUCAAAUCUACCACAUUAAUCCUACAACUCUAUCUUAAUUUUAAACAGUUUAGAUAUAAAAACAUUACAUUUGUAUGAACUAUAACUAAGAUUAAAAUAAUUUCCUGCUU